AAGUGCCCGGUAGGCAGGAAGGGGGUAGAAGUGCCUGUAGGCAGGAAGGGGGUAGAAGUGCCCUGUAGGCAGGAAGGGGAAGUGCCCUGUAGGGGUAGGGGGAAGUGCCCUGUAGGCAGGAAGGGGGUAGAAGUGCCCUGUGGGCAGGAAGGGGGUAGAAGUGCCCUGUGGGCAGGAAGGGGGUAUAAGUGCCCUGUAGGCAGGAAGGGGGGAAGGGGGGGGUAGCAGGAAGGGGGUAUAAGUGCCCGGUAGGCAGGAAGGGGGUAUAAGUGCCCUGUAGGCAGGAAGGGGGUAGAAGUGUCCUGUAGGCAGGAAGGGGGUAUAAGUGUCCUGUAGGCGAGGGGUUAAAG
Messenger RNA from Staurois parvus, 350 nucleotides. Lineage: Eukaryota; Metazoa; Chordata; Amphibia; Anura; Ranidae. The record is from the annotation of a GenBank genome assembly.